GUCAAUUUCUUUAACUGUCUAUGGUCUUUGCUGCAAGUUGGACCCAUGCGAACUACAUUUCCCUUGGCUUUCUGCGCGUUUGGGGUUACGUAUGUUGGUCUCUUCACGCAGUCCAUCAUGCGGCAGCGAUAAUUGAACGACAGGCACAUUUGCGUGACCCCCAGGAUUAAGCGGUGCUGCCUGCAUUAAUGGUCAUAAUCAUAACACAAGUCUGUGGUUAAACAUCACAGCAGCACAAAGGAAGUGUGGAGGAGUAGAGGAUGAUAAUGCAGCGCUUCCUAAGUCAUGGUGCAUGGCGUAUGGCAGCUGCACGCCCAUUACUUGUAGGUGUCACCAUCCCUGAACCACCAGUAGCAUUUUGUUGCUGUGUCCUGCACCGGUCACUCCCACCAUCCACAGGCCGUCGCUGGCUUUCAACCUCAGCCUUAAGCAAGGCAGCACAUCAGCCAAAACACCAGCCACCACAAGAAGAACCACAGUCAAGCUCAAAACCUCAAGCACAGGAGAUCCAGAAAGGGGAAGCUAGGCUGGAUGCUGUCGAGGUAGACCCUUUGCAAGACAAGUCCAUCGGUCUGGUCCAGAGGUUUAAGAAGACCUUCAAACAGUAUGGGAAGGUGAUGAUCCCUGUACAUCUCCUGACGUCUUCAGUCUGGUUUGGAACCUUCUAUUACGCUGCUAUGAAAGGUGUGAAUGUAGUGCCCUUCCUGGAGAUGAUUGGUCUACCUGAGUCACUAGUUGGCCUUUUGAGAGACUCUUCCAGUGGUUACGCUCUGACUGCGUAUGCCAUGUACAAGAUUGCAACCCCUGCGAGAUAUACGGCAACUCUGGGCGGCACAUCACUUUCCGUUCAGUAUCUCCGCAAGCACGGCUACUUAUCAACACCACCGCCGGUUAAAGAAUACAUCCAGGACAAAAUGGAAGAGACAAAGGAGAAACUGACCGAAAAGAUGGAGGAGACAAAGGAGAGAUUUUCAGAGAAAAUGGAGGAAACAAAAGAACGAUUCUCUGAGAAAAUGGAAGAGACUAAGGACAAGCUUUCUGAAAAACUGCAGGAAACCAAAGAUAGAGUUUCAGAGAGUAAAGCAUUCUUUAGAAAGAAAAGCGAUUAGGGAAAACUGUUUUCAGAUGACGCCUCUGAAUAAAUCAUCCUAUUUUGAUCCAAACAAAUAAUCCGUAAGCUUGAGGAAAAUAACGGACUGCACUUGUGAGACUGUUCGCGAAGACAAGAGUUUGUACUAUCCUUGUCCUAAAGUUUAACAUCACACAUCUCAGUGAUAAGUUGUUGUCUUUUUGUGUCAAAUUCUUUCCUUCUCCAAACUCUGCCACAAUGCACUGUAAAUGUAGACCAGUGAUUCCCAACCUUUUUGUUCUUAGGUACCCUUUGUUACCACUAAUUUUAUCAUACAAGUAAACUGCAAAUAUUACCGUUAGUUUGGUCAGCAAUCAUACUACUAAUAGCCUGCUAAGGUACUACUUUUUCUACUACUUCAGUUAGCUGAAAGUAAUACUAAUGUAUUACUUUCAGCUAACUAUUUUAACCUAUUCCCAUUCAUUUUAGCUACUUCUGUGCCAGCUUGCUAACAAGUUUUCACACGCUCUUAAAUAUUUGCAACAGUGUUUAGGUGUUGACCUAAUGCUAAUAUGUUGAUCUUUUCUUUGAAUUAAAUCAUUAUUUCAAGGUAGUUCAGCUACUCUAAUCCUUCCAUUAACCCCCUUGAAACUGCAGAAGUACUCCUGGUUGGGAAUCAAGCAGCUUAGCAGGAUCCUGGUAAUAAUUCUUCAUUAUCUCAGACUGGAUUUCCACAGCCUCAAAAAAUCAUUGUCAGUGUAAAAAAAAGCAUUUACUUGUAUAUAAAAUAAAUCUUGACUCAAAUGGGAUCCUGUGUACUAGUCCAUCAAAGCCUUUCUGAUAUGCUGGGGACUCACUUUGUGUCUUUUCUAACGUAAAGCUAAAGAGUUUAUUUUAUAUCCUUUAGCUCAAGCUAAUAUUACAUUACUUUGGUGUCUGUACAACGUAAUGUAUUGACUGAAAGUUGUGUAUCAACACGUAAACAUGCAGCGGGAACAGCAACAGUAGAUAAAAAUGUCUCGGGUACUUCUGCACUAAAUACACAGUUCAGUAUUUAAAAUGGAUGUCUGGUUAAAAUCACAGCUGAAUAAAGUGAAAUGUUAAUCAAA
Etheostoma cragini (Arkansas darter) is the source of this 2178-nucleotide messenger RNA. RefSeq lists its product as uncharacterized. NCBI's taxonomy places the organism in Eukaryota, Metazoa, Chordata, Actinopteri, Perciformes, Percidae. The record is from RefSeq and is a predicted model, not a curated record. Bases 261 to 1109 code for a protein of 282 amino acids. Gene Ontology annotation, cellular component: mitochondrion. The transcript has 5 exons.